Messenger RNA from Caenorhabditis briggsae, 549 nucleotides. The record is from RefSeq and is a predicted model, not a curated record. NCBI's taxonomy places the organism in Eukaryota, Metazoa, Nematoda, Chromadorea, Rhabditida, Rhabditidae. The transcript is spliced from 4 exons. The annotation marks the transcript as partial.
AUGCGAUCUGUUUACCAUUUAAUCAGAAUUUCAAUAUUCCUGGACUCAAUUUUUUGUUUGGCCCCAAUGCCUCACAUCGAUUGGUGUUUAUAUUGGAGAUAUUUAAAUAAGGAUCAAUUUCGACCCGAAUGCAAUGGAGUAUACAGAUUACGGUUUGCUAAACAUAAAGCCCACGACCAUCGACCGCAAAGUGUCCCAUGGACACCAGCCCGACCAGUGCCCAGAUUUCAAUCGUACGUCGCUACGAACGCUAUAAUUCCAGCAGUGACCAAUGAGAAUGGAUUUGGCGAAUGCCGUCCGCAUCACACGAAUUGCCAACAAUCCGGACAGUGCUCGUCCGGACAGCUGUGCAUUGAUAAUAAUGGAUACUGUUGUGGAAGUACAAGAAUCAUCACAGAAUGCCCCGCCCCUUCUUCUCUAGUUGCUCAUUGCUCGUUCAGAAGGCGUCACGUCAACUGGUGCGCCUCUGACGCGGAAUGUGCUCCGCAUUUGGCUCCCCGCCAAAAUUUAUUUUUUAAUAACGAUGCGAUAAUGAUGGACAGUAUUCAG